AUGGCCGGCAAGAAGUCCGGUACGGCCGACCGCGGUCCAACUGCCAUGCACAAGUAUCGUGGCACUGGUUUCGAGGAAUUCUAUGCUGACCCUCCCAUGACUCCUGCCGAAGCCCAGGAGGAGCGCGAGAACAUCUACAGCCUACGUAUCCAAUCAUGCAUCCAGCGCUACCGCGCUCGCCGCCGUCUGGGUGCUUCCGACCAAAUCUUCAACAGGUACCUCUUCUUGGGAGGCAUCGACACCACACCUCGCAUGUUUGGCGGCAACAUAGAUGCCGACCUCAAAGACAUGACACCGGCGGAGAGACGAGAAGCAACGGCCAUUGACACCGUCUACAGCUCCGGCGGUGGUGCGCGCUUCUACAACGACGAUGAUCCCGAUGGCUGGGAUGUCGACUUUGCCGGUGUAGUCGCGGGAUUCUGCUCCGAGACGCUUCCGAAUGAGACGGCAUGGGACUACGCGCAGAUGGGCAAGGCGGUUGGCUUGCUAGAGAACUUUCUCACCUAUAUCCUCCAACACGACGUGUGCCCAGAGUACGACGACAAUGUCAAGGAAGCUUUGGAUCUCUGCCAGAAGGCCAAAGUCGACCUGCCGUUGUCUCAUCAAGCUCUCCUGCGAUUUCCUGGCCAAUUCAAUCUGGCGCUGUCGGAGCUGUUUUGCAAGGACUUUUUCUUCUUUGGAGACGCCGAGGAAUUCCAGCGGCCAAUGGAUUUCUCCCCUGAAGCGGUCUUCAAGGUUGUAAUGGCAAUGAACGCUCCCCAGGAGCAGUUCAAUGCUGUCAUCAAUGGUUUGAAAGACGGCACCAUUGAGGUCAUCGGCGAGGAGGAGUGCAGCGUCGAGAUCAUCUCUAUUCACCGGUCGACUGAUGAGGCGCAAAAGCUCACGCGGAGCAUCCGUCUAGGCAAGGGACCCCGAUUCGAGCCCGUCGGAACGAUUGUUACGAAGCCCUGCGUUAUUGAGGAUGGCUACGACUACGGAGAGGCCAGCAUUUUGCCUGAUGAACAGCAGGACACCUUCUACCUGGAAGAUUCAAUCCUGCGGCACCUGAAGCCAGGCUUCAAGCUGCAACUCUGCGUAUGCGAGCUCAACAUUGGCAUCAAGUUCAUCAAGCAGGCUCGUCAGGUUCUCGUGGAAUGGUACACCUUCCUGCCGCAGAACCUCAUGCGACACUACAAGGAGCCCGUACCUAAUGAGCGCCCUGCUCCGUCAGCCAUCAAGGCAGACGAGAAGACCGAGAAGAAAGAAGCUGUUACUAACUGA
Messenger RNA from Colletotrichum scovillei, 1260 nucleotides. RefSeq names its product argonaute siRNA chaperone complex subunit Arb1. Gene Ontology annotation, biological process: regulatory ncRNA-mediated gene silencing. The record is from RefSeq and is a predicted model, not a curated record. The coding region runs from base 1 to 1260 and encodes 419 amino acids. Lineage: Eukaryota; Fungi; Ascomycota; Sordariomycetes; Glomerellales; Glomerellaceae. The transcript is spliced from 3 exons. Gene Ontology annotation, cellular component: ARC complex.